AUGACUCAGGAGUUUGAAGCGCCUCCGGCUCGAUCGCGGGUCUCUUUACCAUCUCCCCGGGUGGCAGGCUACCACAGCUGAGCCAGGGGCUCCAGGAGGAGAACCCAGCUGGCAGGCUUGGGAGGCUUCUCGGGAUCCCACCGGGCACUGCGAUUUGGGCCCAUCGGGUGAUGCUGCCUCCGGGCUGAUUGCUGGGACAGAGCAAGAGACGCGGGGAGAGGAGCAAUGAGCAAAAAACCCAUGGAGGAUCCAGGCCAGGAGGAUUAUGAAGCUGAAAUGAGGAGCAGGCUGGAUGAAGAGGGCUUCAGGGACCCCAAACUGAAACAAUCAGAGAUGUCACUCGAUGAACAAGGCAGUUCCUCCUCAUUGGAUCAGACCCAGGAGGCAUCAGGGAGCGCGGGGUUCGCCCACCCAUCCACCUCCAGCCGGGGUACACAUGAGGCAUAUGUGGAGUUACAAGAACUGGUCAUGGAUAGAAACAACGAGCUGCGCUGGAUGGAGGCCGGCCACUGGAUCAAGCUGGAGGAGGACUUUGAGGAGGCAGGGCACUGGGGGAGGCCGCACCUCUCAUACCUGACAUUCCGCAGCCUGCUGGAGGUGCGCAGGGCCUUCACGAAAGGCACUGUCCUUCUGGACCUGCCUGAGAAGUUCCUGGCAGGCAUCACCAAUCAGCUGAUCGACCAAAUGAUCUAUGAAGGGCAGCUCAAACCACAGGACAGAGAGACGAUCCUGAGAACCCUGCUGCUACAGCACAGCCACCCAGAUGAGUCUGAAUCCAUGGGGACCCUUUUCCCAGGCCAACUGGAACGAGAGGGCACCAAGGACGAGGUCACCUCCCAGCCGCUCAUGCAGGAAUAUCACCAGAUCGAGAUGCAGACGCUCACGAGCACAGAACAGGAAGGGCCCCGGGGGCACGCCCCCAGGAAGCAGCUCCUCGAGAAGAUCCCGGAGGAUGCCGAGGCCACGCUGGUCCUCGUAGGCCGUGCCGCCUUCCUGGAUCACCCCACCUUGGCCUUCGUGCGCCUGAGGGAAGCGGUGGAGCUGGACUUGGUCCUGCAGGUGUCCGUCCCCGUGAGGUUCCUCUUCAUGGUGCUGGGACCCGACUCCCCGCACAUCAGUUACCAUGAGAUCGGACGGGCCGUCUCCACCAUGAUGGCAGAAAGGGGGUUCCGUAGGGACGCCUACCUGGCGGAGGAGCGCCAGGACCUGAUAAAGGGUGUGGAGGAGUUUCUGGAUUGCAGCAUUGUCCUCCCGCCCUGCGAGAUCCAGAACGAGCAGCUCCUCAGGAGCCUGGUGCCCAUGCAGAAGGAGCUGCUGCGGAAGAGGUACCUGCCAGACGAGAAGAAGCCGGAAAUGAAGAUCUUAAAGGAUCUAGGCCUGGCAGACAAGGCCCUCGAGGAGGAGGAUGACCCCCUGCGGCGGACUGGCCGGCCCUUCGGGGGCCUGGUGAGGGACGUCAAGCGCCGCUACCCCAAAUACCUCAGCGACAUCAAGGACGCCCUCAGUGCCCAGUGCCUGGCUGCCGUCAUCUUCAUUUAUUUCGCAGCCCUCUCCCCGGCCAUCACCUUCGGGGGCCUGCUGGGGGAAAAGACAAGCAACAUGAUAGGGGUCUCGGAGCUGCUGGUCUCCACAGCCGCACAGGGCAUCAUCUUCUGCCUCCUCGGCGCUCAGCCCCUGCUGGUGGUUGGCUUUUCGGGUCCCCUGCUGGUCUUUGAAGAAGCCUUUUUUAAGUUCUGUGAGAGCUACGGCAUGGAGUACAUCGUGGGCCGGGUCUGGAUCGGCUUCUGGCUCAUCAUCCUGGUGCUGCUGGUGGUGGCCUUCGAGGGCAGCUUCCUGGUGCGCUACAUCUCACGCUACACCCAGGAGAUCUUCUCCUUCCUCAUCUCCCUCAUCUUCAUCUACGAGACCUUCGCCAAGCUCAUUGCGAUCUUCCAGAAGCACCCCCUGCAGAAGAGUUACGGGUCCAGAGACCCGCAACCCAACACAGCCCUGCUCUCCCUGGUCCUCAUGGCCGGCACCUUCUUCAUCGCCUUCUUCCUGCGCAAGUUCAAGAACAGCGCUUUCCUGCCCGGCAAGCUCCGGCGCGUGAUUGGUGACUUUGGGGUCCCCAUUUCCAUCUUCAUCAUGGCGCUGGCUGACUUCUUCAUGAAGGACAACACAUACACCCAGAAACUUAGCGUUCCUAAAGGCCUCCAGGUCUCCAAUACAACUGCCCGGGGAUGGUUCAUCCAUCCGCUGGGGAAAAACAAAGACUUCCCAAUCUGGAUGAUGUUUGGUGCUGCCCUUCCUGCCGUCUUGGUCUUUAUCCUCAUUUUCCUGGAGUCGCAGAUCACAACGCUGAUUGUGAGCAAGCCCGAGAGGAAGCUGGUGAAGGGUUCGGGUUUCCAUCUGGACCUGCUGCUGAUUGUCGGCAUGGGAGGCAUAGCCGCGCUCUUUGGCAUGCCCUGGCUCAGUGCCACCACGGUGAGGACCAUCACUCACGCCAACGCCCUGACAGUGAUGGCCAAGGCCACCACCCCUGGGGAGAAGGUCCAUGUCCAGGAGGUCAAGGAGCAGAGGAUCAGUGGGCUCCUGGUGUCCAUCCUUGUAGGUCUCUCGAUCCUCAUGGAGCCCAUCCUGAAGCUGAUCCCGCUGGCUGUGCUCUUCGGGAUCUUCCUCUACAUGGGGGUCACCUCCUUGAACGGGAUCCAGCUUUAUGACCGCAUCCUCCUCCUGCUGAAGCCACCCAAGUACCACCCCGACGAGCCCUACGUCAAACGGGUGAAGACCUGGCGGAUGCACAUCUUCACGUUCACCCAGAUCAUGUGCCUGGCCACCCUGUGGGUGGUGAAGUCCACCCCGGCCUCCUUGGCGUUGCCGUUCCUCCUCAUCCUGACGGUGCCCCUGCGCCGCUUCCUGCUCCCCAAGAUCUUCAAGGACAUCGAACUCAAGUGUCUGGACGCAGACGAUGCCGACGUGACCUUUGAUGAGACAGAAGGCCGUGAUGUGUACCAUGAAGUGCAGAUGCCGAUCUGAGCCCCUGCUUUCUUGUGUCCUCCAUAUAAGGAACAGAGGGUUCCUUUCCCAGGCUUUUCAGAGAGCCCAGAGUCUGGGUUCAAAGAAAUGUGUGUGUGUGUGUGUGUGACACACAGACACACACACACGCCAAGGAAUCUAUGUAGCUACACACACACACACACACACACACACGCAUUACAUGCGCUUCCGAUUCUGUAGCACCACAAAGCAACUUUACAAGACUUCAAAACCUGACCUGGAGGACAAAUAGUGCUUCCAAGCUGCAUCCAGACUGCUAGAGAUGGGCACCCAAGACGUGGACUCCGUUCAGCGCUGGUUCAGCAGCUAAGUGACCCGGGAAUAUAUUUCUCUUUUUUUGUUUUCUUUUUAUGGCUUGAUCUGUUGUACCCACCUGCUGGGAUAAAGGGCCAGCUCUCCGGGGAAGAGGGAAUCUUGGCUCUCAUCUGCUUGCCCGGCCGUGUAUGUACCGCUACACAGACGGGCAUGUGGUCUGGUGCUCCCUUUUGCCUCAGCCCCUGGGUAGUAAUGAUUCCUGCCAGAUUUCAUUUUUCUACAGACCGUUAAAGAGUUAAUCCCACUGGCAGGGCUCUUUGCAGACCCUGGCCCUGGUGUAUGUAGCCCAGGGCAUACAAAGCAAAACAGUAAGCACUCAGCCAGAGUCCGAGGAGAUGGCUUGGAAGGGCUGCUUCUCCUCCCAGAUGAAGAAGGUGGCUCCAAAAGAGAGCAAGGAAGAAGGCAAGUGAGGAAAAGCCAAGGUGGAGAGGCAGCCUUUAGAAUCACCUUGUGGCCAUGGAACCAAGGGAGCACCAAGUGCCCGUCAAUCCGGGGUGGCCUCGGGCUAACAGAAUCCAGGUUGCCACGGUGGAGGGAUGGGGCUAGCCGAGGGAUCCAUCCUGCAGCCUUCUGCACAGGGAGGGCAGGGUGAGAGGGGAAGUCAGGCAGGUUUUGCCCAGGAGCCUGAGGCUGGGGUGAAUUCUCCCCGACCUCCCCUCCCACCAGCUUCCGAGCCCUUUCCCGGACAAACUUUGGUGCUAACCGGUCUGAGGACUCUGCUCAGACAGGACCCUAAGCUGUACAUGUUGCUCCUUUAUACUUAUUUCCAGGGCCUCUGGGGCACUUGCUUGGGAACUGAACCGGGCUCCCCUGGUUCGGGGCUCACGUUGCAGCCAGGCCUGAAAAAAAAUGUUACCGGAGGGGGACAAAGCGUUCGCUGAUGGCCCUGGGAUCUCCUGUGUGCAGGCAAAGUGUGGCUGUGGCUGGCACCAUGUCCAGCUCAGGACGAGAGGAUGGGGGUUAGAAUUCUGCGCUCUCAUCACGGAUGACAUGUAAUUAGCGCCUAUAACAAGUUACUUUAACAAACCCCUUUGCAGUCAAUAAAGGGCUGGGUAGAAACCGUGGCCAACCCCAGAUGCUCCAACAUCCUCACCCCCAGUCCCCAUAGAUCUCCCAGGGAAGGGAAGGGAAGGGAGCACUAGCUCCAGGCAGAUGCUGUAUCCUCAGCCUGGCCAUGUUACUAAGCUGUGUUCGAAUCCCGCUCGGGCAGGAUUUCCCCCAGAAUGUGGCUCCCUCUGACUAACACAAUACAGCAUCGCUGACCUUGGGCCAAGUGCUGAGUGGUGUAAGCAGGUGCAGCUGCCGCUGAGCCCCGCUAGGGUCGUGUUCACUUACACCAGCGCUGGAUUGGAUCCCUUAUAUAACCUGACACGGGUGCUGCUUUUCCUUACUGCAGCAAUUUCAUCUGGACAGUGGCAUGGGUGGGACGUCCCAAGAAGGGCUCAGAGCCUCCAACAAGCACAAUGAGAGUGGAGGGUGCUCAGCACCUUACGGGAUCCAGCCCGUGUUCAGAUCCUUUUCCAGCUGUGCAGAGGAUUGCACCUGCUCUGCCCUUUCUCAGCAUCCCUCCUCGAGUCAAGCCCUCCAACGAUCUAAGAGCCCAUGCAAUUCUGCAUCCAUGUAACUCUGCCAAUCAGACCAGACUAAGGCAGAUCUGAAUCAGGCCCUCAGUCUGUGAAACAUCACGAGCUUCACAAUCUUUGUUUGUAUGAUUUAGUUAGUGUAGAAUAAAGACUUCAGGCCAAAUCUUCAGCAGAUCUAAAUAAUCAGCGCUUCACUGACUUCAAGGAACCCAGCUGGUUUUCUUUUGUUUGUAUUAACUUAUCAUCUGUCCCGGGGAAUUCAAUAUGUAAAUAGGAAGAGGAUAAAUUUAUAUAUUUGGCAUUAAGAAAAUAAUGAUAAAAUGGAUCUUAAAAAAAGAGUUUUAUAAUGCUUUUGUAGUUAGAGUCUAUGUAAAAAGCAAAAAAAAAAAAAAAAAGAGCGGGUGAAAUGACCUGUAUAUUUUACACUAGUGAUAAAGGAUGUUUGUAAUUUAUUUUUUAAAAAAUGUAUUUAAAAAUAUUCUGAUUGUGCUUCUGCCUUGUAAAAGAAUGCUAGGGGAUGAGGAAGGGUAUAUGUGCAUGCUUGAAAGAAUCCCCCUUGCAGAAAGUUGGGGGGACCAUUUGAUAGUCUAGGAAGAGCCAACGUGUGGCUCUUGCAUGCUGGAGGCUGUGUGUGCCAGUCUAGGAAGGCUUUUUUAAAGGAUAGUUGUAGAGACAGAUUUAGGGACCACCAUGUCCACUUUAGUGUUUUUAAACUAAUAUUAAUAUACUUUUUUUUUUUUAAAUCCAUUUUGUUUUCAUUGAAACAUUCCCCUGCUGUGGCUGCCACCCAGCCAGAUUCUGAUCUGUUAGACCCAUACAAAUCUGGAGCAACUCCUUUGACAUCAGUAGAGAUGAUCUGGAUUCUUACCAGGGCAAGUGAGAUUAGAAGCUGACCCCACAGCCCAGCUGCUAGGGCAUGAGAACCAGGAAUUGAAAUUGACUAGAAGAAAUAAGGUUAAACCAACUAGUUGGUUGUUUCCCUCGCCGCAUUGUCUCUAAAAUGAGUGAAAUGCGAAAACAAACAAACAAAGAGCAUAAAUAGAGAUAAGUGGUAGAAAUUCUUUCAGGUAGAAUCAUCUCAGGGGUUAUUGAGAACGUAAAGAAGAAAUUUGUGCUUUAGAAAUUAUGAGCCUGCCUCAAAGCCCACUGAAGCCAAUAGGAGUCUCUCCAUUGACUCUGAUGGGUGUUGGAUCGCAUCCUCUAUGAUUUGUUGGGUUUUUUUUAAACCAGAUGAUGCCUCCUUUAUAGGGCCGGACCAUGCAAAGUGCUGAGCAGCUCCUGAUAGCACCUUGCGGACUCCAGCUGAUAGUUCUUAGUCCUGACACUCCUCUCCCUUACUCUGGUUUAAAGCAGGAGUAACUCCCCCUGAAGUCAGCAGAGCUGCGUAAGCAUAAAACUGGGUAAGGAGAUGGAGACUCAGGCUCCUUGUGUUUAGGUGGCCUCUGGGGGGACUGUCUUCUUUGGAGGAGAAGCCCCUCCAUGCACUGGAAGAAUGAAUGGGGGCAAGUAAGGGUGUGAGGUGAAUGAGGCAGCACCACCUACCUCGUUUAUUAAAUGCUGGAUUCACUAAGGAUUCUGGAUCUUUGGCAAGUUUUUUAAAAGAUAGACUUGAACAUGAAUUGAAUGGUGUUUAAAAAAAAAAAAGAAAGAAAGAGAAUGGACUGAUUCUGCUCUGUGUAACUCCAGCUUUACCCUGUGUAAUGCCACUGAAAUCAAGAGUCACACUGGCUUGGAACCGGAGUCAGGCCCAAAGAUCCCAGAGCUGAGCAAUAAAUGAUGUGAAUGGAACUCACUAAAGGGCUUAGAGUGUGUGCAUGUUACAGUCUUUUCCACAUGGGGAAGGUGGUUUUGCAGGAUUUGUUGCUGCCUGGUGCUGGUAGCAAGAGAUACUAAGCGUAAGUCCAAUUUUCAAACUGGAUACGCUCAGCUAAGGCACUCAGUUCUACAUUUGGCCUCUUGAACAGGCAGUUAGUUGCCUAAACACCCCUGUAAGGUGCCAAGUGAGCCCAGUUGGCUCAGAUGUUUAAGUGGCAGUGUGCAAGCCAGAUCUGGAACUGAGCACUGUGUGUGUGAGAGAGAGAGAGGAAACGGUGAUCACGUGUGGGAAUGUAUUUGUGUGUGCGAAAGAGAUUGUGUGUCUGUGCACAUGGCAGAAUUCUGUCUACUUAACUAUUGAUUAGACCAUGAGCAGAGGCUUUUCCCCUUGUGAGAAAAAAGGAUAGAAAGGGACCGUAGGACAAAGCUGACUUUAGUGUGAGAAUCCGGCCUGCACUGUACCUCACUCGGACCAUUGUUGUCUGGCCCGUGUGGCCCAAACCAAACCUACCUUGAGAUAUAUUGUGUUAGGAUUAUUCUGUAGCCUUGUCACCUGUAUGUCAGAACUAAACAGAAUGUUGUGUGCUUUGGUUUUUCAUGAAAUUAAAAAUAAUGCACCUCUGUAUGAUGCUUCGAAAAAAAUAAAAAAUACAUUUGAAUGAAAAAAA
Messenger RNA from Caretta caretta (loggerhead turtle), 7417 nucleotides. RefSeq names its product solute carrier family 4 member 1 (Diego blood group) (gene SLC4A1). The record is from RefSeq and is a predicted model, not a curated record. Gene Ontology annotation, molecular function: monoatomic anion transmembrane transporter activity; solute:inorganic anion antiporter activity; bicarbonate transmembrane transporter activity. Gene Ontology annotation, biological process: monoatomic anion transport; transmembrane transport; regulation of intracellular pH. Lineage: Eukaryota; Metazoa; Chordata; Testudines; Cheloniidae. Gene Ontology annotation, cellular component: plasma membrane; basolateral plasma membrane.